Molecule: messenger RNA, 2277 nt
Organism: Protopterus annectens (West African lungfish)
Lineage: Eukaryota; Metazoa; Chordata; Ceratodontiformes; Protopteridae
Product: SLAM family member 8-like
Exons: 6
Coding region: 464-1414 (316 amino acids)
Source: RefSeq, a predicted model, not a curated record
CUGCAGCCAGAAAGUUUCAUCACAUUUUAAUAACAUCUGACUUCCUGUUGAAAUGUCAGCUGAGUGGGGGAUUUUUACAAAAAGUGAUGAUUUGUUGUCAACCCCUCACAUUUGUUUUCUUUUCCUAGAAAAAAACACACAUGCACACACAUACAGAGCUUCUUUUUCAUUCUUUGCCAGUAAUUCUCAAUGCUGGAUGAUAGUUCUAAGCAAAAGAUACUUUGGAGAAGCUGUGAGAUUCUGCACUGGUAACUACAUCACAGUGCAGAAAAGUGAGGGUUAUCUCUAACUACAUCAGGAAAGCAGAAAAGAGAAGGGCAACAAUAAAUGUCUAAUAGGAAUGGAAAACUGAGUCUGCCUGGGAACCAGCGGAAAAUACUUUGUACUUGGCUUCAAGAUGUGAAUGCAGUGGAUGGUACUGUUUCUGCUGUCUGUCUGAUCUGUGGAACAUAACAGCUGUGAAAUGGAAUUGUGGCAUUUCUGCAUUCUGCUCACCUAUCUGUUUGCAGGGUUCGCUCAUUCACUUUCCUCUAAGAAGUGGCUGCAAGGGACUCUGGGAAAAUCAUUACUUCUUCCAGCUGAUAUCCCUCAAGGCUUCCAGGUCAGAGAAGCAAGCUGGCGGUUCUUGUCUACAACAGAGGACAUUCUUGCCUCUUUCUUCAAAGGAACAGUGGAAAUGAUGUAUAAGUCAAGAUUCCUUAAUCGAACUCAUUUGCACGAAAACUUCAGUUUACAAAUUAGUGAUCUCAGGAUAGAAGACAGUGGGGACUUUGAACUAAGGCUGGUUAACUCGGAAGGUGGGAAAAGGACUCAGGACUUUGCCAUCACUGUUUAUGAGGCUGUUUCAAAGCCUAGGAUUCAUUUAUACAGCAUGGGAAAUGACAUGCCUUCAUGUAGCAGUCAAUGGAACAUCUUUCUGGUUUGUUCUGUGAUGCAUGGAAGCCAUACAGCUUUCACAUGGAAAAAAGGAGCUAUUGCCAUACCAAAUAACAAUGAAGUAUCAAUACUGGAUGAAGGAAGGAUCCUGCACACAUCACUAGGUCCUCAGGAUGUUAAUGUGUCAUACUCCUGUACUGUAGCAAAUGCUAUCAGUAAUGACACAGAGACCAUCAUUCCACGGAAAACCAAUGACUGCAAAUUAGAAUCUAGAAAAAGACAUGAGAAUGUAAACUACUGUUUCCUUCUGAGUAUCAUUCUGCCAGCAUGUGUGGUGAUUCUGUGUGCUCUUGCCACAAUUUUACUAAGCAACAAGAAAUGUAGAGAUAAUAAGAAUUCUAAACCUAUUGACGAUGACUGUGCUUUGCCAAGCCUACGUGAGGUGGAAAGCUUACAUGAGGAUGGCAACUUGGUUCCAAGUGCAUCACUGUCCGACAGUUUUGAGCUCCGUGAAGAUGAACUCUGUCAGAAUAACUAAAGAAAGUGAUAGGAGUAAAAUUAAGAAGAAAAUUAUCAUAUGAGACAGAAAAUAUCACAUUACUGGCAUUAUUACCAGUUACUAAAAAGGAAAACUUGAAAAACUUCAAAUUGUUUGCAUUGUGAACUACCAGUUACCAUUUCCACUUCAUGAGUUAGCAAUUUCAGUGGGAAAGGUAAAAGUACAUUAUAUUGGAUACUAAAUAAAUAUUCAGCAGAUCAGUUUCUGAACCCUCAUCUUUAGAGGAAAAAAUGCCUUCAUAAAGACAACCAAAUAUCCAGAUGUUCACAUUGGAACUAAAGAACCCAUUGCCGAUCCAGUCCCCAGGUUAAGGACAUUAAUUAGCAUUUUAAAAAAAUAUGAAACUUGUAGUUGUUUAUGUGGACUUGUGUAUGCAGUAUGGAGAUGUUCGAUUAAGGAAGAUGCCAGUAAGAUGGUGCAAAUAGAUUUCUUUGAUACCAUACCAUGGAUACACUUGGAAACAGCAUAAUGACACUAACAAAAACAAAGAGACUAUUUCCUUCAGUGAAAUACACAAGCUCAGACAAAAUCUUUUUAGUAAAAUGUACCGCAAAUACAACGUUGCAAAGGAAUACCACAAAUCUGCCUGUGGUUAUAUGAUCUUAAUGAAAACAAUACAUAUAACAUAUACUGGUUACUGCAGCCAGAAGUUCCACUAAAAAGACAAUAUUUGUUUUUAUGAAAAACAUUAAUGAAAAGUAUAUUGUGGGUUAUUGCUACAAGAUAAUACAUGCAUUCAGAUUCAUGUACAUGAAUAGAAAAUCAGUUUACAAAUGCAGUAGCACUGCCCAGACAGAAACAGAGAUUGCACGCUUUGCUUACAAUAAAGACUAUUUUGUGAA